Messenger RNA from Aureobasidium pullulans EXF-150, 1307 nucleotides. RefSeq lists its product as uncharacterized. Lineage: Eukaryota; Fungi; Ascomycota; Dothideomycetes; Dothideales; Saccotheciaceae. The coding region runs from base 271 to 984 and encodes 237 amino acids. The transcript is spliced from 2 exons. The record is from RefSeq and is a predicted model, not a curated record.
CAAGUAAUAUGCAAGUGCUGCAAACCUCGAUAGGUCGCUCUCAGUGCGGCCAACUUCACGCAAGGCGAGGGGAAGGCUGUUGGAGUAGGCAGCUUUCCAUCGUUGCUGCCUCUUCUGUCAUGCAAUCCUAAACUGUGUUUCUUUCUGCACCUCCGCACAAACACUCAUCAACUGCAACAUCACAUCAAGAACAUUACAAUCCAUCAAUUUUGCAACGUAAGAAUCCAUCAAUCAUCCCGCAAUCUCAUCUACGUUACCAAGCAGUCCAUCAUGGCUGCACAUAUCGAGACAGAAAAGGACAGUCCUGCACAAAUCAAGACAGAACAAGACAGUCCUGCACAAACCAAGAUAGAACAUGACAGCCCCAUACAAGACAAUCAUCCACAGGUCGUUCCUCCACAAGUCGUUCACCCACAAUUUUACCCUGGCCAGGGCCCUCUUGGUGUCUUCACCCUCCCUGGUGUGUACAGUUUACGUACCAACGAAUGGCCCACUGUCGAGUUCAAGAACGAGUUUCGUUACAGAGGCGUACUAGUCUUCGAGUUGAAGAUUCACCAGGACCCAGCCACUGUAAUUGAUCGGAAGGAUCCCAUCACUGUGAGAGUCUUGGUCCUUAGAAUGAGCAAGACUCCGCACAAUGCCGACUCGAAACUUGUCACGUAUCGAGAAGAAACAACUAGCAACAACUUGACGAAGCGGAUCACUUAUCGUGGUGUGCCAACACUCACCUAUACCGGCCGGGGAGAAGAUUUCAGACCACCUAAGGUGGACAACGUGCACUGGUGCGAUGGUCUAAGGACAGACACGGCCUGGGACGAAUCAGAACUGGAACAAAAUUACCGACGCAAGGAGUUGAUUGAGCGCAUUGCGGAAGUAAUUAACAUCGAGGAUGAAGAUUGGGAAGACGUUAAUUGGGGGGAGUUCAAGAAACGCGUCGAUAAAAAGGCCAGCCUGCGCACCGACGUCAUUCGUGACCUUUACUAGCCCACUUCGAUGUCGUCUUUUCCCGCGACAUCAUGAUUUUCCCCGGAUACUGUCGAUAUCAGCACGUCUCAAGCUCUCUUCCGUCAUUCUCGCCCGACCACAACCCCCAUUCCUCAUCCGAGAGUCUUGACCCCAACAGAACACAAACAUCUCUACGAGUUUCAGUCACUACAGUUUACAAGGAAGGGGGAGGCGAAGAAGGGUAUAAAGGAUCAUCAGUCUGUCAUUCACAGUUCAUGAUACUUCCUUGAGUCGAUCAUUACUCCGAAGUAGUCGAGACUCUUGAUAGCAAGCAUCAACCAAACAGUCGUCUCUUCCCCAAU